This is a messenger RNA of Tribolium madens (black flour beetle), 12707 nucleotides long. RefSeq lists its product as uncharacterized. Gene Ontology annotation, biological process: lipid transport. NCBI's taxonomy places the organism in Eukaryota, Metazoa, Arthropoda, Insecta, Coleoptera, Tenebrionidae. The record is from RefSeq and is a predicted model, not a curated record. The transcript has 51 exons. The coding region runs from base 76 to 12603 and encodes 4175 amino acids. Gene Ontology annotation, molecular function: lipid carrier activity.
GGUUGAAUACUGUUGUGGUUCACAGAUGAACAGUGAUUUGUGCAGUUUUGUGACAUCAAUGCCAGUUGUUCAAGAAUGAAGCUCUUCUUUCAGCUGACGUUGGCUUUUCUUCUAGCGACAACGUCGUUUGCUCAGCGAAAUCCCUUGAAAGACCCAAAUGUUUGCGGAAGACCGAUUUGUAAAGGUACCGGAAAAUUCAAAUACGGCCCGGGCACUCAGCAAAAUUACAAGUAUUCUGUAAACGUACGGUCCUUCUUUAACGGCACUAGCAGGAAUGAAUCGGACUUGCAUGUAGAAGGGACCGUGACUCUGAAUUUCGUAACACCUUGCGACGGACUCUUGACCUUAUCUGAUCUUAUAUUAAGUGAAAACCCUUCUGAAGACGGCCAGGAAACUUCACCGCAUCCUAAUAGUCAAGAAUUUUCGGAUAUGAUAAGCGAACACACCCUUAGAUUUUCGUUUAAUGAUGGGAUUAUCUCCGAGAUAUGCCCUCAACACGAUGAAAAAAAUUGGGUUUUAAAUUUCAAAAGGGGCAUCUUAUCUAUGUUCCAUAAUACGAUGAAGCGGUUCGAUCUGGACCACUCUACGACUGAAGAGGACGUGAGGGGACAAUGUCCAACGGAGUAUACUGUUCAAGGGGCAAAAGAAACCAGCCUUGUUCUUGAAAAAACCAAAGACUUGCACGGAUGCAAAAACCGGGCCAAACUGCACUCCAUGGUGCAGUCGGUGCCCUACAAUUUCAGACCAGAAUUGCAGGAAGAAAAGAAUUUGCUGAAGUCGUCGAGUAGAUGCCAAAUGUCGAUCGAUCACAACAUCUACAACGAAAUCACAUGCGAGGAGUCUCACGUUUUACAGCCAUUUUCUAAUCAGGACGCAGGUGCCACCACCAUUGUAGAGCAGAGAUUGAUUCUAGUCGGUGAAAAUGCCGUAACACUAGGAGAACAGUCGGAGUUGUCAAGAAGGACUUCUCUACUUUUCGACCACGUACCUUCGUCGAAACCUACACAUGACAAACUAAUAGCAUCUAGAGAUUUGAUCAAGAAAAUGUGCAAGCAGGGCACAGAUGACGUUCAAAUAGAGUUCUCGGAUUUAUUCACGAAAUUUAUUCAAACCUUGCGGCUUCUUUCCUAUCCUUCACUGUCGAUUCUCUACGGACACGCCGGCACGACCUGCCCUACGGGAAAAAAGCACAUACUGGAUGCGUUGCCUUACGUUGGGAACGCAGCGUCGGUGACCCUCAUGAAAGAUAUAAUAUUGAAACGAGGAGUCUCGGAAAGUACUAUUAAGGAUUGGAUGAUGUCGUUGGCGUUCAUUCCAAGACCAGACGAUGGUAUGAUGGAGGCUGCGGCGCAACUAUUGCAGCAAGAACCCUUCGACGCAAGCAUCGCAUUUAGUGUUACGGCUCUAACUCACACUUAUUGUUCUCAACGCUCUGACUGUAUUGAAACUAAUGCAGUAAAUGCAAUCGUCGACAAAAUGGAAAAUACAAUUAUUGGCCUUUAUUCCAGAAAACAAUUCGACAGAGAAUCGCGGGAUAAAAUUAUAGUAGCGCUUAAGUCUUUGGGGAAUAUAGGAGUUGUCUCGGAUAACAUCAAAAGUUAUUUAGCCAGUAUUAUCAUGGAUAGUAAAAUUGAUGCAGCUAUUCGCUUAGCUGCCGUAGAAGUUUAUCGUCGUUUACCGUGUAUGGAGUCCCGCGACUACUUUGAAAGUAUAUUUAGGAAUCAGGAUGAAGAUGUCGAAGUGCGUAUUGCUUCCUAUCUACAAAUAAUGCGUUGUCCCAAUUAUUUGAUGAUACGGACGGUUAAGCAUUGUUUAGAAAACGAAGAGGUGAACCAAGUCGGCUCGUUUGUUUGGAGUCAUUUAAAUAAUUUGAUGAAAUCCUCCAUUCCAAGUAGAGUGGAAAUACAGGGUCUACUUUCCGAUCUAAAUUUGGUUAAGAAAUUCAGUAGUGAUGUGAGGAAAUUUUCGCAUCACCGUGAGGGUUCAGUAUUUUUCGACGAGUAUAAUGUUGGGGCUAAUUACGAUGGUAAUGUAAUUUUCUCCCCAUCAUCUUAUGUCCCCCGCACGGCAAUGCUGAAUUUGACGGUGGAUGUUUUCGGGCAGUCCAUAAAUUUAAUGGAGGUGUAUGGACGACUUGAGGGUUUCGAGAAUUAUUUGGAGUCAAUGUUCGGACCUAAAGGGCCAUUAAACUCUGAAAAAGUGAAAGAGAAGAUCGCUUCAAAAGUACGUUUCAGUCGAAGUGCUCCAGAAAAUGAAGUCUUGAAAUCCGAGAUCGAUAGAUUACCGAACGUUAUGGAAAAUUUGGUGGGCGACCCGAAGGUGUCUUUAGGCCUUAAAGUUUUCGGCAAUGAGUUAAAGUACGCCACGUUCGACGGAGACGAGGAGAUAAAGGCAGCCCUGCGAACCCUUAACCCCGUAGAUCACUUAAAGCGAAUUCUCUCUGGGAAAGAAAUCAAUUACAACAAAGCGGCAAUGUUUCUGGAUAGUAACUACGUCGUGCCUAGUGGAGCUGGAUUGCCCAUAUCCUUAAAUGCCCUAGGGACCGCCUCAAUAAACUUGAAAUUAUUUGGCUCCUUACAUGCUACCAAUUUCAUCAAGACCAAAGAGUUAGACCUCAAAGCCAACAUUAGACCCAGCAUAUCUCUAGACUUAACUGGUGUAAUGACAGUUGAUGCUUUUUACGCUACUACUGGCAUUAAACUGAAAUCAAGCAUGUACACGUCGAGUGCAAUCGAAGGCGAUAUAAAAAUUCGAGGUUUUAAACUUGUCAAUGUUCAGUUUAGCAUUCCACGACAAACAUCCGAAAUAUUUGGCGUUAAAUCCGAAGUUAUAGUGAUGAAACGUAAUGUCGAACAAGUGCAGAGUGGCCCUUCAGAACAUCGUGUCUCCAAAUCGAUUUGUUCUUGGCCAGCUGUAGACAAAACUGUCGGUCUUAAGCUCUGUGGAGAAUAUCAUUUUAUAAACGUGACUAAAAUAAAUGAAGCACCCUACUUUGUUUUAGCGGGUCCUUCUGGACUUAGAUUAUUUCUUGAAAAAUCUGAUCCGACCGCUAAAACUUAUAUAUUUGAAUACAAAUGGACAGACAAAAGAGAUUUAAGCGUUGUUUCUCUGACCUUCGAUACUCCCGGAUCUUCUAUUGGUCGACUUUUCGCCGCUAAUUUUACAGUCGACAGGCAAAGCCAAAAUCUGACCCUUUUUCUGCAAUCCACGGCAGGAACCGUAUUGGCACGCGGCAGAUACAAAAAUACCGACAAAGAAAAGUAUCUACAAUUGGCCCUCACAAUCAAUGAAAAAAAGCAUUUUGACUGGAAUCUUUCGCUGAUUCGAGAAGACAGCAAACACGGAUUUAACUACUACCCCAAAAUAUACUUAGGAAUCAACGGAGAAAGAGUACUUGAACUACAAGGAACAUUAAAGUUGGUUAGUAAGAGGGGAACAUCACAGUAUGACGUGGACCUGAAAUUUCAGACCAAGCGUCUGACCUCGAAGUUGUUCGGUUAUAUAUCAAGAACGGAAGCAUCGGUGGCUGCAAAUUUGAAGUUAGAUUACAAAUUCGCUUACACAAAAGAACAGAGAGUUAUGUUCGCAUUCUCACUUGCUAAUCGAUCGCCUAGAAAUUUGGUCGAUUACAGAGGAACUUGCAGUCUUUUCAGCACUUCCUACCCACAUUUCAAUUUCGACGCAAAUUUACAAUUUAAGAAAGGUGUCGGUCAUGUUGAGACGAAAUUCGACUUGACUUCGAGCCCAUUAGAGAAAAACCAUCCAGAUGCGGAGCUACAUAAACUUAACGUUGAGUGGUUCUUUUCUUAUAAAUCAUUGCCUGAUAGCACUCGAACUUUAAACACAAUUUUGUCUAUUAGCAAACAAUCGACAGGUCUUAACUUGAAAGGAAAAUUCAAUGUCGUGGUGAAGAAUCCAACUGUCGAUGUGUUGUUAGUAAUUAAAUACGGACAUGAUAAGGAAGUUUCGGUGACCAUGUUUUGGUCGCACCCUCGAACAACGUUAGAACAGAUGGAAGGACGAAUUAAUAUAACGAUUCCAUCAUUUACUCCGAUGAUCUUGCAGGGAAAGUUGCAGGAAAAACUCGCCUCCGAGUAUAUUGUGGAAGUAAGCGGGACUUGGUUCAGCGGCCACAGCGCUUCGGCUCGCGGAUUUUACCAGGAUAAGAGUACAGCGAGAUCAUUAAAUCAUCACCUGAAAUUGGUGCUUAAGUCUCCCAGUUUUAAAGAUAUUAUCACGAACUUGCAAUUUUAUCGCGACAACAAUGAGUUUAAAAUCGAUUUUAAGGCAGAUCAUGACAGAAAUAAUUACUGUCUCUACCUCAAACAUACCGUUGUCUCACCUCAAGAAACUACAACCCAGGUCAAACUGAAAUACAAAGCCAAGCAGUACUCAAUGCUCAGCUCUGUUUACUUUGGGGAUCAUCGGCGAGUUUCUCUUGAAUUCCACAUUGACCAACUCCGGGACAUUCGCUUUGCAGCUUGGGAAUAUAAUAAGGAAACAUACAAAGCUGCAGGUCUUGAAUUAAAGUGGGAUGCGAACCGCGACAACAACCAAAAACUUGUGGUUUCUGGCAACUUUACUAAGCUUGCCUCUUUCAAUUAUGAAGGAAAUCUUCUUAUAUAUUACCCCGGGCGGACUAUUCUAGCUAAUUUUAAUUUCGAGUUACGAAAUGGCCACUUGGGCACCCUCGUUCGAUUAUCCUGGGCCGAUCAGCAGUCAUUUGCAAUUGACCUUCAGGUUGAUUACAAUAUGGACCGCCAAACAUACAUUAUAAUUAAUUCUCGGAUCGUUACCCCGUUUGACGGCUGGCAAAAAACCUCGAUUAAUGGAGGCUACCAUCAUACCGGGAACAUGUAUCGAAUAAACGGCAGUGUAUUUUGGAAACACGACGAAAGCGUCACUUUAGAUUUAUUUGAGGAUUAUUCAAUAAGUGACGCUGCAUUUCAAUGCAAAUUGAAAAGUGCGCUAACAAGUACACUCAAAAAUAUACCAACCCUUAGUGCAUAUUUAAACCACAAUAAAACCGAAUCAAAGGUGGACACCAUUCUCAAGUUAAUGUAUGCCCCCGAGCAGGCGAUUGAUAUAAAAAGUAAUUGGAAAAUCGAUAGAAAUAAUCAGUACACAAAUUUAACCGGUGCUGUAAUGGCGACAACUCCAUUCAAUGUUUGUAACAGGGGUUAUCUGAUUAGUAAAAUUUAUUAUACCAAAACCAAAUAUAUAAGGGGAUUUGCAAAUCUCGAUUUAGAUCAUAAAAAGUUCACAGCAAGCUUUGAAGGCAAUUUACGCAAAUUAACAAAUAGUAUGGUUGUGUGUAACAUAACAACUCCAAUAGAAAAAUAUAAAAAUAUGAUGGGACGGUUUGGAUUUUCUGAAGAGCGUCGCCACUUGGUUGCUCAAAUUUCCUACCCCUCUGGUUUGAUGGGAGUGGAAAUUCUGUUAGAGAUGCAAGCUAUAACGAAUUUCGAUGUAAAAUUAAGUCUGGCUACUCCAAUCUCGUUUUUGCAGGAAAUUUUGAUCGUGGGAAAACUAAAGCCCGACAGGGCUGAUUUCCGGACACGUUGGAAUUCGCUGAUGUUGGGAUUCACCGGUGUCUGGCAUUAUGUAAACGUCAUAGACUUCGAAUACUCAUAUAAGAUUUACACUCCUAUCGAAAGGUUUGAAGAAAAUGGUAUCGUUUCUAAACUCAUAUUCAAAGAAGGCUUAGACUUUGAAGUUUCCAUCAAGUUAUCCCAGCACAAGUUAGGAGUAGCGCUUCUCUGUAUACCGAAACGCAAGAUUCUGAAAGAGAUGGGAAUCAAGAGUGAAGAUAUUUAUGGGGAAAGGUUAGGGGAUCGCAGUUGGUCAGAACACAAAAAUGAAGAUGACCAGGAGGAAGAGGAUAGUCUUAAUUGGACUGGUAGCAUCAAAAUCGAUGCUAUUAUUUAUCCGACGAUGGAAGGAACGUUGGAUAUUGAUCAAGAAGGACCACUGUACAUUUUAGAUGCCACAUUAUCCCUCCCAGCUGGUAACGCUACACUCAACGACGUGUUUGAAUUUAUUGACGUACUGACAAUGAAAAAUGAUCUUAAAAUAACAACACCGUACGAUACUUUUAAAAUCAUUACUUCUUCCUACAAUUUGAAGAUAAUCCCCGAACAUAAAUACGAACUGGGUCUAGAUCUGGAUUAUCAGAACCACACUCGUUGGAUUAAGACUGGUGUCUUUGUAUUUUACACAAUUUCCCGGGAAGAGGACAAAGCAAUAAGAUACAACACAACACUCGAACUAUACACUCCUUUGGAAAAGUUUCCCCAGCUGUUGGUCCACGCGAGUCACGAGACACAAGUUAACAUAUACUUGACCAAUUUAUCAGUGACUACAAAUAGUAGUAAUAUAUCAGUGACUACGAAAACAGAGGUAUUUAAUGGCUUAUUCGAUGCAACUGUUUUACUUAAAGCUAAAACUCCAUCUUUGGAAAUACCACCGACAAUUAUUGAACUCAAAAAAGAAGCUACCCUAAUUGACAAUUUUGUUGAAGCAAAAAUAAAUAUAGAAAAACUGCUCAAGAAACAGAUUUACUUUAAAACUCAUUGGAUGUAUAAAUCGUUAGAACAAUUCCACGCGAUAGUGUUUUUGGACACGCCUUAUAGGGGGAUGGAAGAUUCCAAAGUGGGUGUGAAAGUAGAUAUGUCGGAGAAAGGAAUGUAUAGUUGGGCAUUGAUAAGAAUGCAUCCGUUGGAGAUCAAUAUAAAUUCAACGGUCGAAGGAAACGUUUUUGGGGCGACAUCAAAUAUUAAUUUCAAUGGCAAAAAGUUUCCGAUAUCGUUGAGGGGUACUGUGUCCCAAAAUUCGAUUAAUUUGAAGGAGUUUGAUGGAACGUUGUUUUUGAAAGAUAAAGAAUUUCAGCUUAACGGUCAUGCGAAUAUGUUAGGAAAAAUCCCUGUAAACGUCCAAAUCAAGUUGACUCCUCAAGAUGGUAGCGAUUCGCUGAAUUUCGAAUACAAAUUGGAGGCCCAAAAGGAAGGGAGUUAUAUAUUAGCUGGAAGUGCGCAACAUUUGGAUAAAUUCACUCGAUUUAAGGCAAAUAUCUUAUCUCGACGUAAAUUUGACUGGCAGAUUGAUCUAAAAGUAGAUACGUCGCAUCAGUUGUACAACAAGUUUACAGUGCAAGCAAAUGCAACAUCGACCGGUGCCGGCACUAGCAUUUCAAUAGCUGCUCGAACUCCUAUCCUAAAGCUCGAAAAUCCGAAGUUGGGAGCUUCUGUUGUAGCUUCGGGCCAGCAGCGUUACGGUCGAGCUUAUUUUGAAGUAACUGAUGCCAAGGGAGAUAUCCAAGUUGACUGGAUUUAUGUAUUUUUGGAAAAUAUGUAUGUUAAAGCUGUUGGAAAUUAUGAAAAUCGCCAAUAUAAGAGUCAGUCUCGACUGGAAGGGUUUUAUAUUAAUCCAAAUCAGUCGUUUGAAUUUAUUAAAGCGGGAGGCAACGCGAACGUGGACAAGUUGUGGUCGGUUGGUUCCAACGUAACCUUAUCUUUGCCAAAUUACCAGAACAUGAAUUUGGAAGCUCAUGUGGAGCUCCCUGCACCCAUUAAAGAAGUUUAUAGUUUGGCAGGCAAGUUACGUUACGAUAAGGAUUUGAGGACCGUUGAAUAUUUAGGUAAAUAUCGUACAGCCAAUUCAAAGAAGAGGUACGGAUCUUGGGGAAACGUCUCGUUAGCUGAUAAGACACGCAUGGGAGGAAAUGUAGAAUUGGAGUGGAAUAACAAAUGUAUUAACAAUUACCUGGACUUGUGGAGGUCACAAAAUACUUGGAACAUUCUAUACAAACUGAGGACUCCCAAGUUUGACAAUAAAGACACGCUUGUUACGGAAAUGAGCUACAGCAGCUCAGAUACAUAUCAUAACAUCACAUGCGAGGCGUUUUAUCCCGAAAAACAAUCAUUUGCAUUUGCUAAAGUUGAUUACAAUGGAUUAGGGAAUAUGAACGGAACUGUUAAUGUGACGAUUCCUUUUGGAAAGGUUCAUUAUGCCGGAGCCCAUUUUAACACAAAAACUAAUGCACGUUUGUAUAAUCGACAUUUGGAAGUAUUCUGGCCUAAUGAUAAUGCAAUUUUGGACUGUCAGUGUGUUAGGGAAACUACAGCUUCCGUGCUCAAAAGUAAUACAACAGGUGUACUGGUAAUUGAAGUGCCUCUAACGACAAGACACAUAGCUAACAUUCAAUUUAACUAUGAGGAAAAGCCUCGGUUGAACACGGGCUACACCACGGUCGACUAUAACGGAAACAAAGUCCUGGAAGGCAAGUAUAAUUGCCAGUCGGAGGCACGGGCGGGCUUCGAUAAGGAUAGGAUCCACGUGGAGGUGCAGAACAAGUUGGUCCCCGUCGGGGCAGACUAUGUUCACGGAUACGAAUACGGGGCGCCGAGGGACGGCUCCAACACUCCGACUGUGGAUACAAAACAUUUACAUCUUUAUCACUUAGAAAAUCGGACAAAAUUCAACCUAACGGGAGAAAUGAACGUGCGAACAAGUUCAACUGGUCGACAGAUAGCAUUUUCAGCUAUCCAUUCAAACCGAACAGUUAAGUUGUAUACUGACUAUGAUGUGUUAGAGCAACAAUUCAAGCAGCACUCGCGUCUUGAAUUGAGUUCUUCUGCUUGGAUUGAAUACGAUCUUCUACUACUCAACAGAACUGUGAAUGAAGUGUUCGGUUCCCAGCAAGUACAAAUAGACGUGGCCUACCCUCGCAGAAGUUUCACUGCAACGGGUUUUUAUAACAUAAGUGACUCGUCACUGUCUACAGAUGUCUCUUUAGCCUGGGAGAAAAAUAAGAAAAAAGUGCAAGCGGGCCUUGACUGGAAACGGGCUGCUUUGCACCGCGAGGAAGUUUUAUUUCAAAUCAAACAUCCUUCAUUUACAAAGGAUAUCACUUUCUUCGGGGAAUAUGAAUAUGACGAGAAAAAACUCUUAGAUACCCAAUUAACUGUUGAUUAUUCGCCUGAUCCACAACAGAGACUCGUUAUGGGAGCUCGGGUCGAUGAUAACUCUUAUCCUGCCUCAUACAACUAUUCUUAUAAAGUGUGGGCUGCACAUGAUGCUACCAACCUUAAUUUAAAUACACAUGGAGGUUUUUACUGGAAUCCCUAUGGGUACAGCACUGGUCAUUAUAGCCACUACAAGCGAUCCUAUCUGCCUUUACAAACAGCAGAAGCAUUGGCUCGUGUAGAUUUGACUCGCAACGAAAUAGAACUAAAGAAAAAAGCCAGCGAUCAAUUGUCAUAUUUGUGGACAAGAUAUGGGGGAAAAUUCCCUACUUACACAGCAAACAUAUCAGCAAGCCACGAGAUGAACAAUGCCUCAGGAGAGUUUUACCUCAAUUUCGAAGAAAAGUUGGUUCAACUUGACUUUAACAUGACUACAGAUGGAAGCCAGAGUCUUCAUGUGUACGGUGUGAUUCCUGACGCCAGAAGCGCCAUGUUUGAUGUCUGGCGUGAUUACCAGGACAUUAGGGUCUCGGACGUUGCGUAUUAUCUCCGCUUGAAUCAUUCCAGACUUAUCAUGUCCAGUUUGUUGUGGAGGCCGGACCUCAAACACGAUAUUCUGAAUGGUAUACGAUACUCCGCUAAGCAAUUAUAUAACAAUAUGCUGGAGGAAAUUAAUAACACCAAACAAUACGUCAGAUCCGAAACUAACGACGCCAUUCAUGGCAUCUGGGACGAUGCUAAACCGCUAGUGGAACACUUUUUGGAGGAUCUCAGAGGACUCAGAGACAUUGAAAACGAUUUUGAAGAAUUCAAGGUUUUCCUCAACAAAUCGUACAACGCCAAUGAAUUUUAUAUCAAAGACAUCGUAAACAUAUCAAUGAUGAUGUUCGAUGAAUUAGCACUAAAAAAACACUUUGAGUCUCUUCCGGCUAUAGUUUCAGAAAUUUGGGAAAUUAUGGGCGAGUCUGGAACAAAAAUCAAGAAAAGUAUAGAGUGGGUCAUUGAAAAGAUUAAGACGUAUUACAAGAAUACGGCCGAUUUUAUUCGAGGAUUGUUGGACGGCGACCCAAUAGAUCACCUUUCAGAUGCCUUUAAAAAUAUCGUGGAGCAAUACGAUGCUUUCAUCAAAGAUUUGCACGUUACUUUUAUCCAAUAUAUGGAACAACUGUGGUCACAAACGUACGCUUUAAUAGUUAGCAAUUGGCAUAAAACACUAGCGGCAAUAGAGCCAACAUUUAUAAAACUGAUACACUAUCUGGAAACAAUAGCAUGGACUACGAGUCGUGAAUUCUUGGAUUUCUUAUACAUCCGUAAAAGUGAAUUAAUCGAAUCACCCUAUUUCGUUAAAUUUGCAAAUUUUACACACGAUAUGGACCGAUUUUACAAAGACAUUACUGGAAAUAACACAAUAGCUAGCAUCACGAAAUAUACGAAAAUAGUUUGGAACUUUUUGAAAGAGAAGUAUUUCAAUAUGGUGCCAUUCGGUAAAGAAUUACAAGAAGUUGUGUUAGAAAUAGUGAACGAAUUAAACGAACUGAAAAAACUACCAUCGAUCCAAUUCCUGCUAGCAAAAUAUGACGUAUGGUACAAUAAUGUAAAAUGGUUGUAUGACUAUUUCGACGUGGAAAAUAGGGUGCAUCGAUUCGUUGCACUCCUGCACCAGAAGCUUUCUGAUAUGGCAUUAACGGCACUGCAAGCUGAAAACAGGUACCGUGUGGCGAAAACGAAAUUUAUAUUCGAACCAUCCGAGGGAAUCAUGUUGUUGGAACAAAAAUUGCCCAUGUCGUGGCAUGCUUUCAACGAAACUCCUAAAUUUCAAGAAAUUCCCGAACUACAAACAAUUUAUAACAUACAGAAUUACCUCUUAAGUACCCGUAUCUCUUUUUGGGACUUUUAUUACGACUACAAGCCUUACACCGAACUUUCAAGUUGGCUACCGCCCUUUAAAGCGCAAGCUAUGCUAGUUGGUUCGCGAUAUUAUGUGACAUUCGAUAGGAGAUAUUACGAUUUCCGCGGAAGUUGCUCAUAUCUUUUAGCGACAGAUUACGUCGAUCGCAAUUUCUCUGUUGUUGUUUCCUACGAUAACAGUGCUAAAAUCCACGAACUGUUACUCCUGAUCAAUAACACGGUUGUCCACGUUAACGUUUUCACAGAUAGUGUCAAAAUCGGCAAUGACGGAAUAACUUUGCCAACACAAAUCGGCGACACGUCCCUAUUCCUCGAAGCCGACGUCUUUACAGCAGUAAGCAAAAACGAUUUCGUUCUCGAAUGUAACUUGAAAUUCGAUCUUUGCGUAUUCGAACUAUCGGGAUGGUACUUUGGGAAGACAGCCGGACUCUGGGGUACCAUGAAUAACGAACCGUCUGAUGAUUUCUUGACUUCACAAAAAGUAAAAGCUAAACCGAAAGAUUUACAGACGUUUACGAAUAGCUGGGCUCUCAAGAAAUGCACCAGCAAUGUGAAUAACAUGAAUACAAGAUCUCGUCUCAAUUCGGCUGUCGAAAGUCUUUGCGAUGAGUUUUUCAUUAGUAAAUUAUCAUCAUUGACUACAUGUUUCCCGAGAAUUUCUAAAGAUCCAUUUGUGGCAAUGUGUCUAAAUAGCACAAACGAGAAAGAAGCGUGUUCUGUGGCUUUGGCCUAUAUCAGUUUAUGUUCUUAUUCCAAUACACCUCUACGAAUUCCCGAUGUUUGUGUUAAAUGCACUACACCAAAUGGAACUGAAAUACCCGAAGGUGUAUCAAUUCGUUUAGAAGGCUCAAAUUUACCUCAAAGCGCCGACACCGUCUUUAUAAUUGAAGCAAAAGAAUGUAACAAAAAUUUAAGAACAAAGAAACAUUUUGAUUUAAUCACAGAACAACUAGACAAAGAACUAAAUCUUCACGGUUUGACCGAUAAUAGAUACGCCAUUGUGUUAUUUGGUGGAGAUGAUGUAUUUGAUGAACCGCGUAAUUUAGUAGUCAACAACAAGGUAUUCGUCGAAGCUCAACAAAUAAUAACCUAUUUUGAUUCAAUUCCGAUCGGUAACGGGAAUUUGGAUAUUUUCGACGCAAUAGCGUUUGCAAGAGAACUGUUGUUUAGACCAGGCAUAUCAAAAAAUUUCAUCCUAAUUCCAUGUUCAGAAUGCAAAGAAUACAAUAUGAGGCUCGACUAUGCUAGCCUACACCAGUCGCUGUCAGAGAACGAUAUCACCCUACACAUAUUAAUGAACGAAGAAUUUUCUCUACAAAAGCGACGGGAUAUUCCUUUCGGGAUUGACAGAAGGACUGCAUAUUCAAAAAAGGAUAUUCACGGACUUCUAGGUGACGUGGCUUUGCGAAAGCAGGUCGGCCUUCCAAAAUCCACCCUAGGCUAUUGUGCGCCUCUGGCGUUAGAAACUAAUGGAACCGUUUUCAGCGGCAAAAACUUGCAGUCAGAGAAGAGGGGUAACAUUAAGAAAUUCGCAACCGUAUUUGGCAAGCGCGUUGCGGAAACUGCCCGACCUACAAAAUGUGUCGAUUGUGAAUGUACCGCUUUCAACAGUGGAGUCUCUUACAUGGAUUGCUACCAGUGCACGGUUCCGACGAGGACAAAUAUUGAUUAUGGUUUCGACGAAACCUCCGCACUUUUCCAGAGUCAGUCGUUUGAAGAUGACGAGUUGUAGAAUCAUCUGCGUGAUUACUUACUUGUCUAGAACGUAAAGAUAUUUAUAAUUUUUAGGAAAAUUUCUGCUGUACAUACAAAUAAUAAAAAAAAUUAAACAGAAAA